Messenger RNA from Chionomys nivalis (European snow vole), 312 nucleotides. RefSeq names its product transmembrane immune signaling adaptor TYROBP (gene Tyrobp). The transcript is spliced from 4 exons. Gene Ontology annotation, cellular component: cell surface. Gene Ontology annotation, molecular function: signaling receptor binding. NCBI's taxonomy places the organism in Eukaryota, Metazoa, Chordata, Mammalia, Rodentia, Cricetidae. Gene Ontology annotation, biological process: negative regulation of transforming growth factor beta1 production; positive regulation of microglial cell mediated cytotoxicity; positive regulation of macrophage fusion. The coding region runs from base 1 to 312 and encodes 103 amino acids. The record is from RefSeq and is a predicted model, not a curated record.
AUGGGGGCCCUGGAGCCCUCCCGUCACCUUCUGUUCCUUCCUGUCUUUCUGACCGUGGGAGAGUGCAGCUGCUCUCCCGUGAGCCCGGGCGUGCUGGCUGGGAUUGUGCUGGGUGACUUGGUGCUGACCUUGCUCAUUGCUCUGGCUGUAUACUCUCUGGGCCGCCUGAUCCCUCGAGGCCGCGGCCGGGGCACUGCAGAGGGGACCCGGAAACAACGCAUUGCUGAGACGGAGUCACCUUAUCAGGAGCUUCAGGGCCAGAGGCCAGAUGUCUACAGUGACCUUAACACACAGAGGCAGUAUUACAAAUGA